UUUCAGUCUGAUAAGAGCACCAUCCGGGAGUGGUUCGGUUUGAGUCGUCAAGCGCCAAGUGAUGUGGGAAUUCAUUAAAGCUGUUUUUGUGGCCACUUUUACGUAUUUCAAGUUUGAAAUAUCUUGUCGGCUCACGAGAAAAUUUCCACCGGCUGUUAGACCAAUUCUAGAGAUUCGUCAAGGUCGAAUUCGAGGCGUGACCUCAACGCUACCCGAUGGCCGACCGUAUCAUUAUUUUCGUGGGAUACCCUACGCCAAGGCACCCAUCCGUGAGCUCCGUUUCCGAGCACCGGUUCCAAUUGAGCGAUUUUACCAACCACUCGUGGACUGUACGGUGGACAGAAGUGCCUGUAUUCAACCUUUUCCUGGAGGAUUUCUCAGUGGAAAAGAGAAUGGAUUGUACCUGAACGUGUAUACAUCUGAGCUUCCUAUGGAGAAUGAAAGUAACUCGAAGCUCCAACCGGUAAUGAUUUGGAUUCACGGUGGAGGAUUCAUCAGUGGAUCAGGAAACAGCUUCAUUUAUGAUCCAGUGUAUCUAGUGCAGGAUGGUGUUGUAGUAGUUACCAUGAACUACCGCUUGGGAGCGUUGGGGUUUCUUUCAUUGCCUUCUGCAGGGAUCGCUGGCAAUGCUGGACUGAAAGAUCAACUGUUGGUGUUUCGAUGGGUACAAGAAAACAUAACCAAAUUUGGUGGUGAUCCAAACAAUGUGACUGUAUUCGGUGAGAGUGCGGGAAGCAUGGCCGCUUAUCUUCAUUAUCUUUCGCCAAAUUCUAGAAAAUACUUCAACCGCGUGAUCUGCCAGAGUGGGGUGGCGUGUUACGAAUCAUUCUUCCAAAAAGACCCUUCCAUCAAGGCACGAAAACUUGCGCAAUGUCUAGGCUACACUGGGCAGGAUGACGCCAAAGUCUUGGAGACUCUACAAAACGCCCCUGCAGCAUUAUUGAUCAAGCACAGCAAUGAUACGUUGGACGAUCAAGAGAAAGAUUUGGCAUUCACUUUGCCUUUUCGGCCGGUGGUGGAAGACCAGUUGACGGACGACAGUAUCAUCACCGAUUUCCCCGAAAAUAUAUUGAAACAAUAUGACACAAUCCGAAUGCCGCUGAUCAAUGGCUGCACCGAUGGGGAAGGUCUUUUGGCGCUGCGCAUGCUUAUGAGUCGACUGAGGGUGCUCGAUCAAGACAGCACCCGUUUAGUGCCACAACUGAUGGGCAGUCCCCCGGGGAUGGAUAAGGCUGCUCUCGGAGAAGAAAUCCGUAGAUUUUAUUUCGAUCAGAAACCCAUCGACAAAAAAGCCCUCAAGCAGAUAACCGACCUGAUGUCAGACAACACGUUCAUCACUAAUACUAUAAUCGCAGCAGAAUGGUUAGCCAAAAAUCAACCCAAUGCCAAACAUUAUCAUUACAGGUUCACUUACGAUGGACGGUUCAGUUUUUCCAAGAAAAUCUUCAACUUGAGCCAUGUUCCAGGAGCCAGUCAUGGGGAUGACAUUUUCUAUAUGUUUAGGUCUGCGUUGUUACCUUCACUGGACAAGAAAAGUGAAGAAGCUCAGGUGAGAGCGAUAAUGGUACGCUUAUGGACAAAUUUCGCUAAAUAUGGCAAUCCAACGCCGGGAACAGAAGAUGAUCCCAUCUUGUGUUGUCAAUGGAAUCCUGUGACACCCGUGGAUAAGAACUCGGAACACUUCGACCUCGAUUGUCUGGAAAUAAACGUUCGACCAAAGAUGAUUCGGAAUCCGAAUCACUCAAGAAUGCAGCUAUGGAGGGGUUUCCUGAAGAAGUACAGGAAAAAUUACCUCUGACAUUUAUGAAUUAUUAUGUUUAUAAUG
Molecule: messenger RNA, 1825 nt
Organism: Uranotaenia lowii
Lineage: Eukaryota; Metazoa; Arthropoda; Insecta; Diptera; Culicidae
Product: esterase E4-like
Exons: 5
Coding region: 62-1798 (578 amino acids)
Molecular function (GO): cholinesterase activity
Source: RefSeq, a predicted model, not a curated record